AUGAAUAUGUUUAAUGAAACUGUGCGCAAUGCUUUGUCAAAGGUGAUAAAAGAUAUAGGAUUUCAAAACAGUGAUAUUAAUAUAUCUUUGGCUUCCAAUCCUGGAGAUAAUUAUGGUGGAACACUUUAUAGAAUUCAAAUUUCCGGCGAAAAAGAAGGCUUGCAAACUACUCAUAACUUAGUAUGCAAAGUUCCUAUAGAAAAUUUCAAAUUGAACUUAAACUUAGCAUUCAACAGAGAAGUCCAUGUUUAUCAAAAUAUACUAAAAACAUUCGAAGAAUUUCAAAAAGAAAAAGGCUUAACGGAAAAUUACAAAUUCAAGUCAUAUGUCCAUUGUUAUGAUUCUGGAUGUCUUAAAAAUUCCGAAUAUAUCAUAAUGGAUGAUCUCAAAUCAAAUUCCUAUGUGAUGUUGAACAAGUUGAGUAAAAUAAAUCGCCCUCACGUAGAACUUGUUGUAAAAGCUCUUGCAGAGUUUCAUGCUUUAAGUUUUGCCUUGAAAGACCAAAGGAAAGAAGUGUUUCAAAAAAUCUCAAACGUUCCAGAAGUUUUAGUAGGAGUGCUCAGUGAAAGAGCUUUUUUAGAUAUGUGUGAUUUUGGCUUAGCACAAGCUGUUGAGGCGUUAAAUAAAUGUGAUGAAGAUUUACAAGAUAAAGUUAGAAAGGUUAGAGAAAAUCUACUAGCAACAGUAAAGGAAUUUUUUAAUGGAGUUGGUUCGGAAGAUUAUUGCGUCAUAAAUCAUGCUGAUUGCUGGAAUAAUAAUAUGAUGUUUAAAUAUGAGGAUGAUAAACCGGUGCAAGUAUGCUUAUUCGAUUGGCAACUCUGCAGAUUGUGUUCCCCUGUGGUGGACCUAGUCAAUUAUUUCUACAAUAGCACUGAACGUGAAAUGCUAGAAGAUCAUUUUGACGAUUUGAUGUCUGUCUACCACGAGCACUUGAGCAAUUUUAUAGUCACUUUGGGAAGUGAUCCAAAAGUGUUAUAUCCUUACGAACAAUUUGAAAAGGAUCUAAGGAAAUAUGCAGUGUUUCCAUUUAUCGCUUGUUGUUCGAAUUUGUUCCUGUUGUUAUCGGAUCCGGAUAAACCGCCUGUGCUGAACGACAUGGCUGAAGACAGUGAAAAAGAUAUUGGAAGUGUGUUAGCUUUUCAGGAUCAGAAGAGACAAAAUCUCUAUAAUAUUAGAAUUAAUGAUAUUGUCAAACAUGCUGCUAAAAGAAAGUUCAUUUAA
Messenger RNA from Ctenocephalides felis (cat flea), 1221 nucleotides. RefSeq lists its product as uncharacterized. The record is from RefSeq and is a predicted model, not a curated record. The transcript has 2 exons. The coding region runs from base 1 to 1221 and encodes 406 amino acids. Lineage: Eukaryota; Metazoa; Arthropoda; Insecta; Siphonaptera; Pulicidae.